This is a messenger RNA of Glarea lozoyensis ATCC 20868, 1932 nucleotides long. RefSeq names its product YAP1 redox. NCBI's taxonomy places the organism in Eukaryota, Fungi, Ascomycota, Leotiomycetes, Helotiales, Helotiaceae. Gene Ontology annotation, cellular component: RNA polymerase II transcription regulator complex. Bases 1 to 1932 code for a protein of 643 amino acids. The transcript is spliced from 3 exons. Gene Ontology annotation, molecular function: DNA-binding transcription activator activity, RNA polymerase II-specific; transcription cis-regulatory region binding. The record is from RefSeq and is a predicted model, not a curated record.
AUGGAUCCCGCUACGAAGAGAGCCAGCACUGUCAAUCCGGCCUUUACUUUGUCCGCCAGACAAGAGCAACUUCUCUUUGCUGCGCUCAACUCCAACACCAAGCAAGCAGAUAAGUCCUCGCCAGUUCAGAAUAUCCAAAACAGCGGCAUAUUUUCCAUGGCUCCAACUGCCUUCUCCGAGUCGCCAGUCCAAGCUCCGGCUUCUGGCACCUUGGGUGGUCUCGAUGACAGCCCUUUCAUUGAUUAUGAACAAGAUUUCGAAUUUGAUGCCGAUGGAAGCUAUGAUUAUGGUUUCGACAAUGGAUCGCAAGGCCAGAUGAUUGGCAAAUUACCUGGGACCUCCUCAGACGGAGAGGCCGACAGUCAUGAUAAGCGCAGCCAUCCGGAUGACGAGGAGGAGGAUGAGGACGGAGGUGGAAAGCGACGAGAAGGUGACGAGAAAUCGUCAAAGAAGCCUGGCCGCAAGCCGCUGACUUCAGAACCUACCACAAAGCGCAAGGCCCAAAAUCGUGCCGCUCAAAGAGCCUUCCGGGAACGCAAGGAAAAACAUCUAAAGGAUCUUGAAACCAAGGUUGAGGAUCUCCAGAAAGCUUCAGAGUCGGCAAAUCACGAAAACAGUAUUCUUCGAGCUCAGAUUGAGAAAAUGUCGACCGAGCUCAAAGAGUACAAAAAGAGGUUGUCCGUUGGGGCCGGUGUCGCCCGAAGCUCAUCACUUAACAGCAAAUACCCCGCGUAUCUUUCUGGACAAGGCCUCGGGGGAGGGUUGAACAAUCCAAACGAUGUCAACUUCUCAUUCGAGUUUCCGAAAUUCGGUCGCCUUCCUGGUCCUCCUUUGGCCGGUGUAAAUGGUCUUGUUAAUGGAGCGAGACAGUCCGCAUCCCCAGUCUCCACCAUAAACCAAUCAAUCAGCCCUAUUGAUAGAGAUCAAAUUAGCCCCCGUAACCAAUCUCAACAAUUUGCGCCUCCUGCCAACACCGUCUCCAAUAUGGGCAUAACCAGAAGUCCUGUAUUGCUUGAUGGUGGGGAUAUGUCAAGUCUAUCUGGACUAUUUAGUCCCUCGAUCCUUGAGAGCGUCGGAAAGAGUCCCGAUUAUGACUUCUUUGGCAAUAGAACUAAUACAAACGGGUCCAGGUCAAGUGGGGAUGGCAAUGUGAGCACUGGUCACAAUACAUCAUACAGCUCGCCAUCGGCUUCAUCGAAUUCCAACAAUGGGCCGAACUCGUCUUGCGGUACUUCUCCAGAGCCUACUAUGCAAUCACCUCAAAUCAACAAACCAAUUGACUCGACACUAACCACCAUUGGAGAAGAACAUUCUAGCGAGGCAAAUGCUGCAGGUGAGCUCACCUUUUGCGACAAGCUCAAUAUGGCUUGUGGAAAUCCCAACAAUCCAAUUCCACGUACAAUGUCUGAAACUUCUACAACUUCAGGAAUCCAAGAGGCUCAGACCCCAGCGUUCGACAUUAAUGGAAUUGAUUGGUUUGCCCAACAAAAUGACAACCAAUUCGAUCCGCAAUUAUUCAAUGACUACCGCGAGCCUCAGGACAACAUCCUCUCCACAGAUGUAUUUGGCGAUAAUAGCUUUUUCGGUGAUGCGUACACUAUGCCAGACUUCAGCACACCAUACAACGUUGAAGCCAGUCCAAUCGCCCCUAAGAAGGAUCUUGUACAGCAGAUAGACGAGCAGCAGAAUGCGGAUGAGGAGGUUGUUCCGGCUGACGAUAGAUCAAAAAUGCUUAGCUGUAACACUAUUUGGGAUCGUCUGCAAGCUUGUCCAAAGGUCAAAGAAGGCGAUUUCGAUCUCGACAACUUGUGCAAGGAUCUACAGAAGAAAGCAAAAUGUUCAGAGACCGGUGCGGUGGUCGAUGAAUCUGAUUUCCAGAAAAUAAUGAAGUCGUAUGUCGACAAUGACAACACCAAGAAAGCAACGAGAUAG